This is a messenger RNA of Capsella rubella, 1573 nucleotides long. Its product is annotated as adenylate isopentenyltransferase 6, chloroplastic. Gene Ontology annotation, biological process: tRNA modification; cytokinin biosynthetic process. Gene Ontology annotation, molecular function: AMP dimethylallyltransferase activity; tRNA dimethylallyltransferase activity. The coding region runs from base 372 to 1391 and encodes 339 amino acids. The record is from RefSeq and is a predicted model, not a curated record. Lineage: Eukaryota; Viridiplantae; Streptophyta; Magnoliopsida; Brassicales; Brassicaceae. Gene Ontology annotation, cellular component: mitochondrion. The transcript is spliced from 3 exons.
AAUACUAGAAAUGAAGAAAAAGAAGAAGAAAAAAAAGAGAGAAAAAAGAAAAAAAAAAAGUAAAGAAACCAAAAAAGUGUGUUACUGGCUAUAACAAGAAAUCCAGGAGCUAAGCUUGCUUGAUAGUCGUCCAAGUUCAAAGAUCCACAAAGGAUACGAUCACUGCAGGUAAAAAAGAUUAAGUCAUUAACUGCCGUUUCAAGGGAGGGAAUCCGGAGAGAGCAACAUACAAAUACUUUUUGCAUUUAUAAGAUAGAUAAUAUGAACGUACUAUAAAUACGAAGGCUACUACAACCACUGAGGCCACAGCUUAAGCCUCAAGUUAAAGUGAAAGAGUUUCGUGAUCUCUACAAACAAACAAACAAACAAAAAUGGCAGAACUCACCUUCUCAUCCCCAUCUUGCCAUGCUCUCCUUUCCACUGUCACUACCAUUUCGCGGCGGCCACGAUCGGUGACAAUGUGCAUGGACCAGUCAAGGCCAAACGUUCCAAAGGACAAGGUGGUCCUCAUCACUGGUACUACCGGCACAGGCAAGUCACGCCUCUCCGUCGAUCUCGCCAACCAUUUCACCGGUGAGAUCAUCAACUCCGACAAAAUGCAAGUCUACAGCGGGCUGGAGAUUGCGACGAAUCUCAUCCCAGACGAUGAGCAAGGUGGAGUCCCCCACCAUCUCCUUGGUGAGUUUCACCCGGAAGAUGGUGAACUUUCCCCAGCAGAGUUUCGCUCUUUAGCGACAUUGAGCAUAUCUAAUGUUGUUUCGAGGGGGAAACUCCCUAUCAUAGUGGGUGGAUCAAAUUCCUUCAACCAUGCUCUCCUUGUUGAGCGUUUUGACCCGGAAACGGAUCCUUUCGCUCCUACUUCAAGUCUUUCAACCAUAUGCUCGGACCUGAGGUACAACUGCUGCAUCUUCUGGGUGGAUGUCUCGGAGCCGGUUCUGUUCCAGCACCUGUGCAACCGCGUGGACAAGAUGAUCGACUCGGGACUGGUCGAGCAGCUCGCGGCUUUCUAUGACCCUAUAGUAGAUUCAGGGCCGAGACUUGGGGUUCGAAAGACUAUAGGGGUAGAGGAGUUUGAUCGAUACUUUCGAGUGUACCCGAGGGAGAUGAACAAGGGAACGUGGGACCUGGGAAGAAAGAUAGCGUACGAGGAGGCUGUGAAGGGGAUGAAAGAGAGGACGUGUCGGCUGGUGAAAAUACAGAAAGAGAAGAUCAUGAAGCUGAUACGAGGCGGUUGGGAGAUCAAGAGGCUUGACGCCACAGCGGCCAUUAUGGCCGGGCUUAAUAAGCGUUCGGGGAAAUUGGGAGAAGGAAUGAGUAGCGACGAGAUUUGGGAGAAGGACGUUUUCAACGUAAGCGUGGAUACUGUGAAGCGUUUCUUGUUGGAAGGGUAGUGUUUUUUGUUUUUUGUUUUUUUGUUUUUUUAGUUAAAUAGCAAGAAAUAUAUAUAUUUUGAAAAAAAUGUAAUAUGUUGUCCUCAAGAAAAAAUGUAAGGUCUUACUAAAAAAAGAAGAAAAAGAUUUAAUGUGUUUAGUAUAGAGAAAAGAACAUUAUGAAAGACAAUGUCAUGAUUAAA